UAUGGAAACGACCACGCCCUCUGGUUUAAACGCCUCUCAGUCCCACCGUCUAAGCGGGAGACGCUGCUAUCGUCCUAAAUCUGCAGGAAAAUUUACUUUAAGAAAUUCUACGGACGGUUCAGUAUUGAAGGCUAACAAUCAAGACAUCAUGACGGAAUCCGUUCCACCGCCGGUUGCACCGAAGCCGGCAAAUCGGAUACGGAUUCCCGAAUUCUUCGUUAAUGAACAGCACGGAGUGGAUCCAACAAAAAAAGACCGAACUUUUGCCGGCAGUAGAGGAGAUGUCAUGAAACCAGAAAGUCUUCAUGAUAUAAAAAUUGUUAGUCGAAAAGGAACGAUAAGAGGUGUGAAAGACCGAGUCAGAGCAGGAAUAGCCACCUUUAUCUCAGAUGGUAUUGAUAAGAGUAAGAAUUAUAGGCUGUUAGAAAAAGGUCGAAUUGUUAUGUUUACAACGAGCGUCACCAUCGUUAGAAGAACGCAUGAAAAAUGUAAAAAGGCAAGAAUGAUCCUACAAAAUCAUAUGGUUGAAUUUGAAGAGAAAGACCUGUUCAUGUCGAAAGAAUACCAGAAGGAGUUACUGGAGCGAUUAGGCACCGAUCAGGUUGUUCUACCACAAAUAUACGCUGAUGGACAACACUUAGGAUCUAGUGACGAAUUGGAAAGCAUUAACGAAACGGGAAAGCUAAGACAGAUUUUUAAACAUUUUAAGAAAAUUGAAAAGCCUUCAAAGUGUAGCGUAUGCGGAGGUUAUCGUCUAGUUCCUUGCCAAAUAUGUUCCGGUAGUAAGAAAUCCUUAAAACGGAAUCAUUUUACAGACGAACUUUGCGAUUUAAAAUGCGUUGUCUGUGAUGAAAAUGGUCUGGUUAGAUGUAAAAUUUGCGAAGAAAGCUGA
Molecule: messenger RNA, 892 nt
Organism: Dimorphilus gyrociliatus
Lineage: Eukaryota; Metazoa; Annelida; Polychaeta; Dinophilidae
Source: the annotation of a GenBank genome assembly